AUGGAAUGUAUCUCAAAGCAAGCUAUCAAAUCGCUGCAGGAUGCUGAAAAACUGAAGGGAUGUACAUUUAUCAAAGGCUCACUCAAAAUUGAAAUAAAAAAUACAGCUAACAUCUCUAAGGGUUUAGAAGAGAGUCUUGGGAAGAUAGAAGUGGUUUCUGGCUACAUCUCAAUCACACAUUCAUACCCUCUUGUCACCCUUGACUUCUUGAAGAGUCUUCGAGAAAUCAGGGCAGAGGAAAAGAAAAACAAUAAGUACGCAUUCUACGUCUUAGAAAAUCGCAACUUGCAGAAAAUUUUCUCUUUGGACAACCAUGUGAAUAUCAGUGUUGGGGACAAAAGCUUGCUCUCAUUUCACGAGAAUCCAAAACUCUGUUUCUCAGAAAUUAAGAAGUUUCAGAAGCUUAUUAUUGGAGCUGCAAAUGCAAGCGAGAUUGAUAUUUCACCAGAGUCUAAUGGACACCAAAUAGCAUGUGGGGUGAAUAAACUAGACUUGGACUUGGAUGACAUUGAUAGUUCAUCUGUUGUAGUUUCCUGGUCAAAUCAUGAUGGCUGGGAAUGGUAUGACAUACGCACUGUACUUGGUUAUCAGAUUUUGUGGCGUGAAACAGAUUCUCAGAACCUGACAAUGUUUGAUGGAGUUGGAUCAUGUGGAGAGGCAGGUCUUUGGGAAUCGAAAGAUGUUUCUCCAGAAAGCUCUCGUAGACUCGUGAAGGGUUUGAAAGCCUGGAAGCAAUAUGGAAUAUAUGUGAAGGCAUUUGUUAUAAAGGGAAAACAACAGGGAGCGCAGAGUGAUAUUAUUUACUUUAGAACAGGAGAGAAGGAACCAGAAGGACCAGAGAAAGUGCAAGUUAUUUCCGAUGCAAUAGACAAACUAAUUGUUAGCUGGCAACCACCGACUGUUCCUAACGGCAACAUUACUUCAUACAAGAUAACGUAUUCUAAGCGGCGAGAUGAUUUCGAGAGCUUCUCUGAACGGAACUUCUGUCGAGAAAAGAAACCUGUUUUGAGCAACACUUUGGUAGAUGGAGAAGAAGACAACAAAUUAUCAACACCUUCGCCAGCUGAAGAAGCCUGCACCUGUAAGAAAGAACAGACAAUUAUUGACGAAGACCUUGCUAAAGAAAGAUCUGAGUUCGAGAACACUAUUCAAUCAACUGUUUUUAUCUCUGGAAGUAUGCGGAAAAGAAGAAGCAUCCGCUCUGUUGGUGUUGCCAAUUUCACUGAAAAUGAGCCAAAUAAGGGAAGCGGUUUUAUUGCUAAUAAUGUAACCUAUAUGCCAAGCUUUACUCCAACUACGACGCCAUCGCUCGAGUAUAUUGAGAGGACUCAGUUCAUCAGUGUUACCGAAACAGAACUUGAUGAUCUUGAUUAUUUCUCAGAGUAUAUAAUUGGGGUAUCGGCAUGUUUAGGUGAUGGAACUUGCGGUAAAAAGGUGUACACUGUGGCACGAACCAAACCCAAAGCUGAUGCUGACAACAUCCCAGCCAAAGUGAAUUUAUCAUUUGUUCAAGAGGGGGAUCAUGGUUACGUCUCGGUAAAAUGGCAGGCUCCAAUACGACCUAAUGGUCCCAUUCUCCUCUUCAAAGUAUCCAUCGAAGACAUGGAGAACCGGGCAAGCAGACAAUUGGACACUGGAGCUGAUGAGGAUGAAGAUGAAUGUGUGCCGGCAAAUGACUACAAUGGAGAAUACACCAUUGAUAGUCUUAAACCUGGUAACUAUACGAUAACAGUACAAGCGACCAGUCUUGGUAGUAUUGGUACAUGGACAGCUCCAGUAUCUGUAAUUGUACCAGAACCUCGCGUUGACAUACCAGUACAUUUGCCUUCCGAAGAUAUAAAGUCUGUGAUUAUCAUCACCAGUGCUGCUUCAGCUAUCAUAAUUUGCCUUGUUGUUGCAUUGAUAUGUGGGAUUAAUUAUAAGAGAAAACAUCAAAACCAGAUGCCCGAUGGCGUCCUCUACGCCUCCGUCAACCCAGAGUAUUUCAGCACCGCUGAUAUGUAUGUGCCUGAUACAUCGGAGUUCCCCCGUGAUCAGUUGGAGCUCAUACAUGAACUGGGUAAGGGGAGCUUCGGUAUGGUCUACCAAGGCCGGGCUAAGAACAUCAUUGAUGGCGAGAAGGUAUCUGAUGUAGCGGUGAAGUCGGUGCAGGCAAACGCAUCAAUGAGAGAUAGAAUUGAGUUCCUUAAUGAAGCAUCAGUUAUGAAGGCGAUUCGAACACACCAUAUUGUGCAGCUACUUGGCGUAGUGUCAAAGGGUCAGCCUACUUAUGUUAUCAUGGAAUACAUGGCACAAGGUGAUUUGAAAAAUUGGUUAAGAAACAGGAGACCUGAAAAUCAAGCUGAUCUUCCGGCCCAUGAAAGAAAGUUACCACCAGAUUUGAAAGAUAUUUUAAGAAUGGCAACAGAGAUAGCUGAUGGAAUGGGCUACUUGGCGUUCAGUAAAUUUGUACAUCGAGAUCUCUCGGCUAGGAAUUGUCUCGUUGCAGCAGAUGGAACAUGUAAAGUUGCUGAUUUUGGACUUGCACGAGAUAUCUACCAAUCAGAUUAUUAUCGAAAAGAAAAGGGAGGUUUGCUGCCAAUUAGGUGGAUGGCACCUGAGUCCAUCAAGGAUGGAGUGUUCCAAAAUGCAUCUGAUGUUUGGUCAUAUGGUGUGUUGCUGUGGGAGAUGGCAACACUAUGUGAAUUACCAUACCAAGGCCUGUCAAAUGAAGAAGCUGGGGAAUACAUUAAGAAUGGAAACACGUUGCCAAAGCCAGAAGGGUGUCCAGAACGAUUACAUGGUUUGAUGGUUAUGUGCUGGAUGUUUCAGGAAAAACAUAGACCAACAUUUGAUGAAAUACUUAAGAACUUUGAAGAGGAAGGCAAUUUCUCGGACCACUUCCACCUGAAUUCAUACUACCACAACGUUGUGUUGGCAUACGGAAGUAUGGAGAACCUUGACGAAGAUGAACUAGAGGGUAUUUCAAUACUCGACAAGACGCAGCAAACCUGCAGUGCAUCGCAGGGGAGCGGCUCUCCUAGAUACGUUGAGAGACCAAUGGUGAAGGAGGAGGACAGCUCCAGGAAAAAUGGGAUGUUGCAUUAUAAUGGACAGCAAUUGUAAAGCAAAGGAACACAACAGAUGACACCUGAAUUAUUUAGUGACAAAAUAAGAUUAUCCCAGUUCUUGCUGCGUGGAGAAAAAUGCUGGAAAUGGUUGUCACAGAUAACAAUGUAAUUGAUUUGUAAAUCAAUAUGCCUUUGAUACACAGCUUGGAGGCAUUAUAUAUAAGAACUUCAUGGUCAGAGGCUAGGGCAGAAGUUCAUUAAGUUUAUUGGGAGGCAAGCCCUUGGUUUUGCAGCCUCACAGUCAGGUUUGGAGGCUAAUAAUUUACACAAAAAAAAAGACAAUGUGGCUUGGAUUUGCCUCCUACCCAUGCUAAGCCAUUGCCAUCACCUUUUCAAAGCAUUUUCCGUGUAAAUAUAUAAAAGAAAAGAAAAUUGUUUUGAAAUACUACUUCUUGUACAGUUUUUUUUUUUUAAACACAAUAUUUUAUGAGGGCAGUCCAUUCCUAAAGCUGAUAAUUAGGGAUCCUGGAUACUCCAAAUUUAAGGUUUUUUUGUGCGGUUGGAAUAUGGAGAAGUACAUUUUAUUUGUCAUACAGUAGUGAGAUAUGAUACAUUAAAAUUGUUUUCUUUUCUGGUAUCAUGUAGUACGGUAUAGAUAUCUAGAUGUUUUUGUUUUUUGAGAAACAUCCUGACAUAUGUUCAGUCAAGGAUUGAAUCAAGGAAUUGGAAGGCGGGCAGCCAUUGAACCACAGCUGUCAUAAAUACACAGACAGUUAGCUGUACAGAUCUUGUAAAAGGAGGAAAUUUAAUAGAGCUAAAGUGAUGAAUUAGAAGGUUAUUGUGUAGUAUUGGAACAAUACACAGCAUUUCAAAAACAAAUACCAACCCCAAAGAUAUAUGUCAUAUAGUAUGUAAUGAUUUGUUUAAAUGGUCAACAUGCCAAUCAAUCAGGAAUUUUGCUUUUCACCUUAUUAAUAUCUAAACCAAUUAGAAGUCUUCAUCAUAGCAACAAGAUCCUCCUCUUCAACACUAUUAACCCUUUCCAGUCUGCCCCAUUACCAAUCAAAACCCUUUUUGUUUAUAUUCCAUCUACAUGUUAACCAAUCAGAUUAUGAUAUUAUUUGUGAUGUGAUGUUACAUAAGUGUUUUCUAUUUAAUCAGAUUUUA
Messenger RNA from Anneissia japonica, 4217 nucleotides. Its product is annotated as insulin-like peptide receptor. Lineage: Eukaryota; Metazoa; Echinodermata; Crinoidea; Comatulida; Comatulidae. Bases 1 to 3105 code for a protein of 1034 amino acids. Gene Ontology annotation, biological process: positive regulation of kinase activity; multicellular organism development; protein phosphorylation. The transcript is spliced from 19 exons. Gene Ontology annotation, cellular component: insulin receptor complex; axon; membrane. Gene Ontology annotation, molecular function: insulin receptor activity; insulin receptor substrate binding; ATP binding. The record is from RefSeq and is a predicted model, not a curated record.